AUGAGUUUCAGAAGGGGUGUACUCCCUGAGUCUGUCCUGGGCAGUAUUCCUCUUCCCAGCUACCGGAUCCUCUACUGCUCCCCCAGGGAGUGCAAGAACCGCAAAUAUGCGUUCAAGGUGGUUCAUCAGGGCAUGCGGCCGUACAUCAUGAGCGCUGAAACCCAGGAGGACAUGCUGGGUUGGGUCAAGGCUCUCAGCCAAUCAGCAAGCAUGGAGGCUGAUGACAUCAUCAACAGGCGCUGUGCCAGUUUUCAGGACUUCACUCAGAUGGGAGAUAACGCCGAAACCAUGGAGCUCCAGCACACGUUUCCAAAACAGGCCGUCACAAAACUGAGCAGGGUCCAGACAGAACCGACGCUGCUGGAUCAGGACGGGACGGGAAUUAAAAUGAAGACACCAGAGCUGAGAGGAAGACACGAGAGCAGAGCGAUCGCACCUGAAGCUACUAAGUAUUCUCAGACUUUACUGAACGCAGAAGAGGAGCCUCUUUCCUUCCUACAUCCGAAGGCAACCUUCAAGCAACCUUCAUUUCUCAGAGAUCAGUAUGGGUCUCCGUGUCAGGGUAACGUGGGCAGAACAGAUGUCUGGCCCUUGGAUAACUGCUCGAGUGCUCCAAUAUCCCCCUGCAUCUACACAGAGAGAGGACUUCUGCUCGACAAGCCUGAGUUUCCAUGUUCUGUGUGCUACUCUUCCAACUACCACACGGCAGAACACGUGGCCAUGUGCAAGGUAGGUAAACCAGACAUCGUCCUAGAGAGAGAAAUCCAACCAAUCAGAGAUCUGGAAAACGAUACAGAUGUGAGUGUAUUGCAAUGCGUGCAUUUGUGAGAAUAAAGUUAUGAAAAUUUUGUACACAUUUGGGGCAUUAAAUAGUGUGGUUAUUUCAGUAAUUCAAAUCCUUCCUAAACUGUGUCAUGGUGAGUAGAGAAUUGUUGAAACUGACAAUAGACUUAAGAAAUGCUAUUACAACAGAAGUCUAUUUGUAACUUAAGAACUACCUUCACUUGAUGACUGUUACACAAGCAACAUCAAACAAUUUUCUUUAAAAUAUUUGAGACAUUUCAUAACUUCUUUGUUAAGAACAUUUUCAUGAAUCCACCCAAGUGCUAGUUUAGUAUUCUUAACAUUCUGUUAGUUUUUAUUUAAAAAAAUUCUUCAUUUUAAAUUUUAAUUUAAUUUUAAAAGGCAUAGUAAUUUUUCAUUUAAUUAAAAAUUC
Messenger RNA from Puntigrus tetrazona (Sumatra barb), 1216 nucleotides. Its product is annotated as pleckstrin homology domain-containing family A member 4-like. The record is from RefSeq and is a predicted model, not a curated record. The transcript is spliced from 7 exons. Bases 1 to 828 code for a protein of 275 amino acids. NCBI's taxonomy places the organism in Eukaryota, Metazoa, Chordata, Actinopteri, Cypriniformes, Cyprinidae.